Molecule: messenger RNA, 1974 nt
Organism: Drosophila ficusphila
Lineage: Eukaryota; Metazoa; Arthropoda; Insecta; Diptera; Drosophilidae
Product: scoloptoxin SSD14
Exons: 3
Coding region: 204-1805 (533 amino acids)
Biological process (GO): glutathione catabolic process
Cellular component (GO): plasma membrane
Molecular function (GO): glutathione gamma-glutamate hydrolase
Source: RefSeq, a predicted model, not a curated record
CCGGAGUCCAGUAGAAUCUGAUAUACCAUGUUCUAUGGGGAGCUGUUCGAUGCAUUUGGUGACCUAUUAGUCGGGUACGGUGACCUAUUCGAUGCUGCUGCAAGAAGUAUGCCGUCUGCUGGAUUAUCCUGGUGGUGGCCGCCGUGGGCGUGACUCUGGGCCUGGUCUUCGGGCUCCGCGGCAAGACGGAGGAGCCGCGGCGCAUGGGCGCCGUCGCCUCGAACGGCGUCGGAUGCGCCGAGGUGGGUGGCACCAUCCUGGACAUCGGAGGCUCCGCUGCGGACGCCGCCAUAGCCACCAUGCUAUGCGAAGGCGUGAUGCUGCCCCACAGCUUGGGCGUCGGCGGUGGCUUCGUGGCCACGAUCUACUCCAAGGAGACGGGCUUCAUUGAGACGCUCGUUGCCCGGGAAACGGCUCCUGCGGCUGCCACCCAGGACAUGUUCGUGGGCAAGGAGAUCACGGGCGCUCUGUCCUGCGCCGUUCCCAGCGAGAUCUACGGCUAUUCCAAGCUGCACGACAAGUACGGCCGGCUACCGUGGAAGACCCUCUUCCAGCCGACCAUCGAGCUUUGUCGGCGGGGCAUCCUCGUCUCCAGAUACCUGGCCGGAGUCCUGCAGCGCGAGGAGGAGCGCAUCCGGAGCGAACCCUCUAUGGCCGAAAUCUUCAUCAAUCCGAAAACGGAUGAGGUCUACAAGCAGGGCGAGAUCAUGUACCGCCAUGCCCUGGCCGAAACCCUCGAGAUAAUCGCCGAUGAGGGUGCUCAGGUGAUCUACGGCGGCGGACGGGUGGGCAGGAAGCUGGUCGAGGACAUCCAGGCGAUGGGCGGCAUCAUCACCGAAGACGACCUGCAGAAAUACGAUGUUCGCUGGGAGCUGCCGCUGCACUCGCGGUUCAAUGGCGGCUACGAGCUGUUCACCUCGCCACUGCCCACCAGUGGAGCCGUCCUGACCUUCAUCCUGAACGUGAUGGAGCCGCUGUACACGAGCAACACGGACAAAUACUGGCAGCGGCUGAUCGAGACGUUCAAGCAUGCGUAUGGGCAUCGCACCAACUUGGGGGACAUCCACUACGAGCCGGAUGUGCAGGAGAUCUACGAGAACCUCGUCGAUCCGUCGUUUGCGGCGGAGAUCCGCCAGCUGAUCCUGGACGACAGGACCUUCACGAAUAUGUCAUACUACGGCGCCAACUUUGCCAACGAAGAGGAUCACGGAACGGCGCACAUCUCCGUUUUGGCGCCCAACGGCGACGCCAUUUCGGUGACGAGCACCAUUAAUAGUCACCUGGGUGCCAAGGUGAGGUCCCGCCAAACCGGGUUCAUACUCAACGACGAGAUGGACGACUUCAGCACGCCGGGAAAGAUCAAUGCGUAUGGGAUACCCGCCAGUCCGGCGAACUUCAUCAAGCCGGGCAAGCGACCCAUGUCCUCCACCUGUCCCAGCAUCGUUCUGGACACCCACGGCAAUGUCAAGCUGAUUGUGGGCGGCGCUGGGGGCUCCAAGAUCACCACCUCGGUGGCCCAGACCAUCCUGCGCUACUUUGUGCUCAACGAACCGAUCGAAAAGGCGGUUAACGCGGGCCGACUGCAUCACCAACUGGCACCCAUGCACAUCGACAUGGAGCCGAGUGUUCCGCGGCACACGGUUGCCUACUUGCGGGCCAUCGGUCACGACAUCCGGUUCCUGGAGGACGACAAGGCCUACUCCGCCCAGACGGCCAUCGGAAUCCUGGGCAGCGAGCCGCACCCCGUCUGCGAUCGAAGAAGAGUGGGCAGUGCGGUGGUCGUGGAGCCGGAUCGCUUCGAUUAGGCCCAAAAAGGAGGAGGGGGGCUCAUCUCAUCCAGCUCCUGGAAAACCAGCGUGGGAACUGUUUCCGCUACACUUGUUCGUUUAUAAGCCACUUUACUGUAGGAGUUCGUUUGUAAUGAGAUUUUUGUUUGUUUACCAUUAAAAUUGAUUGUUUAUAGGAUAACUGAAA